Molecule: messenger RNA, 382 nt
Organism: Caenorhabditis elegans
Lineage: Eukaryota; Metazoa; Nematoda; Chromadorea; Rhabditida; Rhabditidae
Gene: Y6G8.6
Exons: 2
Coding region: 68-382 (104 amino acids)
Source: RefSeq, marked reviewed
CUAUUGCAUCUCCUGUAUGUUGCGUUAUUUCAGAAAUAUCCAGUAAAUCAGUUCUAGUCAAGAAAAUAUGGAAAUGAUUGCUUGUGGAACAAAUAACACCCCUUCAUCAACAAUAAAAACUAUUCGGAUAUCUCGAAUUGUAGAAAUUUAUGUGACUGUUGAAGAAAUAUCUAUUCUAGUUGCCUAUGUCAUGUACAAACAAAAACUACAAUACCGUCAAGAACUCUGCUACAAAAGUACAAUAAACGGAUGCUCAUUGGAAAUCGGAGGAAAGGAAAAAUUUUUCGAAGACCAAAAUUUUAUGGAACUCUUCUUUUCACAUUUGAUAAUUAUUCUAUCCUUAACCAACUUAAUCUCAUAUUUAUCUUUUUUUUAUGAUUAA